UACUUCUUGCAUAAAUCUGCAUCACUCACUACUUGAGCAAGCAAAAACCACUUCAACACAGCAAUGGCUUCCAAGCAUAGUGUUGCUCUUUUCCUUUGCCUUAACCUCGUCUUGUUUUCGAUGGUUUCUGGGUGUCGUACUUGCCCUAAACCUAAGCCAAAACCAUGUCCUCCUCCUCCUUCUUCAGAAACAGCUACAUGCCCCAUUGAUACCCUUAAGCUUGGAGUGUGUGCUGAUGUUCUUGGAUUGGUGAAUGCUGUUAUUGGCUCACCCCCAGUCACUCCUUGCUGCAGCCUUCUCUCUGGACUUGCUAAUGUUGAAGCUGCUCUUUGCCUUUGCACUGCUAUUAAGGCUAACAUUUUGGGCAUUAAUCUUAAUGUACCUAUUUCACUUAGUUUGCUUCUUAAUGUUUGCUCUAAAGAGGCUCCUUCUGGCUUCCAGUGCCCUUAAUUAUUAUUCAAGAUUGUUAAAGUCUGUCUUACGUUAUUUUCUUGGAGGGUUUUUAUUCUCUUUUGUUUCUUUUUCAUCCUGUUAUUUUGGGGUUGUGGAGAUACUUUGAGAUGGAGUUUGAAGAUAUAUUAUACCUAUGUAUUGGCUAAAUGGUAAGCCUUUCACUUUCCAAUUUGAAGUUCCUUAAUUAUGUUGAUAUGGCAUUUUCAAGUUUAUAUUACCAAGUGUGCUUUGAGUUGA
Molecule: messenger RNA, 690 nt
Organism: Nicotiana tabacum (common tobacco)
Lineage: Eukaryota; Viridiplantae; Streptophyta; Magnoliopsida; Solanales; Solanaceae
Product: putative lipid-binding protein AIR1B
Source: RefSeq, a predicted model, not a curated record